Molecule: messenger RNA, 3379 nt
Organism: Drosophila ficusphila
Lineage: Eukaryota; Metazoa; Arthropoda; Insecta; Diptera; Drosophilidae
Gene: RalGPS
Product: ras-specific guanine nucleotide-releasing factor RalGPS1
Exons: 8
Coding region: 268-2370 (700 amino acids)
Biological process (GO): Ras protein signal transduction; positive regulation of GTPase activity
Cellular component (GO): plasma membrane
Molecular function (GO): guanyl-nucleotide exchange factor activity
Source: RefSeq, a predicted model, not a curated record
AGCAGUUGAGGGAAAGCCGUUUCGCCAUCUGGCAACACUGGUCGGCGUCGCGCGGAUCAUUUUUUGCUGUUUGCUGCUCGAUUUUCGCUGCUCUCGAUGGAAUAAACAAACCCGUGAAAGAAGCCAAUAAGUGAAGUGAAUAGUAAUUAAACGAGCGCGGCGUCGAGCAAUUAAUUGAAUUACAACUAAUCGAAUUAAGAUGUCGCAGCAUUGUGCCUGAAUUUUGAAGAGCUGGUCGAAGUCCACUGACAGCCGGAGUUGGCUGCCAUGAUGCGAUACUCGGAAAUCUCACGCGACCUGUCCACGGAUAAUCUGCGCUACUCAGAGUUGAGCAGAAAACCCGCCACGGACUACAAUGGAUACACGGGUCAGGCGUAUGCCUCGACUCAAUUCAAGCAGAGCUCACCUCCGCCGCAGCAGCAGCAGCAGCAGCCAACUCGGCUGGCCAAACAACGAAGUCCCAGUACGAACGGAAACGCCCACACCAUGGCCUGUCUGCGUCAGGAGAAGGCCCAAAAGGAUCAGCAGAUCGAACCGCCCGCUUCGAAACCGCAGGCCAGCAAAACUCUGAAUAUAAAGAGCACGCGCCGCAAGAACUCCAUCGGUUGUUUAAACAGUUUCUCCUCCUCGCCAGACUCGCCGGGCUGCUACUAUACCAUAGCAGCCUCUGCAGCACCGCCGUCCAAGUCGCAAAGUCUACCAGCCCAUGCCUCAAUCAAGCAGUUGGAUGCGGUUAUCUUGAGCGCGUUACGUGUACCCGCCGAUGUGUUGGCCAAUCAGAUUACUCUACUGGAUUUUCCUGUAUUCGCAAUGAUCCAGCCAGAUGAGCUGAGCAGUUGCGCCUGGACGAAAAAGGACAAGCAUGUCAACACCCCGAACAUUGUGGCAUUUACCAAACGAUUCAACCACACGAGCUUUUGGACAGUGCAGGAGAUAUUGAAUGCCGAGCAGCCGAAGCAGAGAGCUGAGAUAAUGACUCACUUUAUAAAGGUGGCAAAAAAGCUGCAUGAGCUGAACAAUCUGCACUCGCUGUUUGCCAUUAUUUCGGCCAUGCAAAGCGCCAGCAUUUAUCGCCUGUCGAAGACCUGGGCUUGCCUCUCAAAGAAGGAUCGCCACUCUUUCGAGAGACUCAGCGAUAUAUUCAGUGACCAGGACAACUGGGCGAACUUGCGGUCCUAUCUUGAGAGCCUGCGCCUGCCCUGCAUCCCCUAUCUGGGUCUCUUUCUCACCGAUCUUAUCUACAUUGACUUGGCGCAUCCGCACAAGGGAGGAUUGGAGCCCGAGCAGCGUCGGAAUAAGAUGAACAACAUACUGCGCGUAAUUUCGAACUAUCAGCAGUCGGACUAUAAGCAUCUGCAGAAGCAUGAGGCCACCCAAAAAUACCUGACAUCCAUAAGAUACAUAGAGGAGCUGCAGAACAUAUUCGAAGAGGAUCAAUACAAGCGUUCCUUGAACCUAGAACCUGCAUCGCCCUCUGGACCCAGCUCGUCGUCCUGCAGUUCGAAGGAAUCCUUCAACGUGGAAGCAGUUACUCCGGCUUUGGGCUGCCUGAAUCUCUCGCCGGCCAAAACCAUUGGCUCCAUGCGCAUGGCCAGCGGCACCAAGUUCGUUCCUGGUCAUCGCAAGUGCCGCAGUCUGGGCACCAAAUUUCGCAGCAGCAGCCUGCCGCGAAACUUUGCCCAGAAGUGCCAGUGCUGCAUCGUGAUGAUUGCGCCGGGCAUUGGCACCAUCUCCAACAAGCGUUGCAGAUGCCGUCGCAUUUUCGGCAAGAUUGCGCCACACAACCACGGCGAUGGACAUCCGCACCACCUGCACCUGGAACUCGAUCCCAGCCAAGUGCAGCCCCGCCACCACCUGCUGGAUGAUUCGGUCCUGGAGCACAGUGACGCCUUGUCCCAAGCGGAUCUAACAUCUUUGGAAAGUGCCGAGGGAAUUAUGUGCGAUUUCAGCGGCAGCGAUUGCGAUUUGAUGUCGCCGGAGGCAGCGGCCGCCAUGCAGGGAUGUGUCCGCCGGAAGACCGUCCAGAAGGAGGGGAGGAAGCCAGCGGUGGCCUCGUGGCAACGAUACUGGCUGCAGAUUUGGGCCAACUCGCUGGUGUACUUCCCACCGAAGUCAUUCAAGGGCAGCGAACGCAGCGACUUCAAAAGGGAACCCUGCAAAGUGUGUCCCUUGGACGGAUGGUACGCCCAUGUCAGCGAUAAUACCAAGCACAAAAACACCUUCGAACUGUGCCACCGAACCCAGGGCACCGUCUAUCGCUUCCGGACGGACAGUCCCCAGAUGACGCACCUCUGGUCGAACGCCAUUUGCAAGCUGGCCACCAUGCGCGUGCCCAAACCUCUGCCCACCAAUCUGAUGUCCUUCGAAUGAGCUGGGCCCCCUGAUCCACACAGGAACUCGAAUAUAUUGUACUCAUCUGUAGCCUAGAAUACCUAGUUUAGUUAGCUUUACCCCUCGAAACGUGCACAGCCAAAAAAAAAACACCCACCAAACCACUUACUCACUCCCUGAAACGAGGCAACCACACAACAUUCCCACAACCACAACGAACGAACAAAUUGCAGCCUGCAUCUAGAUGAAUCGAUUUCAAAAUGGUAUUUCAAAAGACUGACACCGAAAGAGAACCCGAGGAAAAAGUAGAGGAGGAGCAGUAACAGAAGAGUAGCCACACAACCCACAACAACAGACUAAACCGACAACGCAGGGGAAUUAGAAUCCCAAGUAUGAAACGGCCCUGUUUCUAAAGUCCAAUUGCACUUGAGAUUUUCGGAAAUGGAAUUGAUAACAUCAGACUUCAACGAAUAAGCCAUUUCUAAUUUGGAAAACAGGGCUGUCCAUUAAUGUUUAUGUGCUGUCUUUGCUGUAUUUUGUAUUGUCAAAUUAAAUAUUAGAUAAAUUAAUCGGACAUUUACUCAAAUUAAAUUCGCGCUAUUCGUGCCAUAUUAGUUCUAAAUUUGUGUUCACACAACGAUCAUUGUUGAAAGGCAAACGAAUCCGAAUUCAGUUUGCCCAACUCAUAACUUUGUAACAAAGAAUCAAAAAUGAAACGAACUUUCUACGCGUAACUAAGGGCUUUAACAUUGUAUCGCUACCACUAUCAUGAUCAACAUCAGUUAAUCUGUAAUCUGCCUUAAGUUGAUGCACUAGACAUAAAUAGAGCUAUAAAAUACAUACGUACCCGUACUCAGUAAGUUGCAUGCGUGAAUUGUAGGAAAUGAAAAUAAUGUUAGUGUUACUGUUUUUUUCUGUUGAGACGGCCUCAUGAAUUGUAACUCCUAAGCUUUGUCACACAUACAGAUUAUCAUUUGCAGCGUUUUUACAUUAGUUUAAGAAAGAAAUGCAACAAAAACAAAAUAAACCACAAAACGAAAGAAAGAAA